Molecule: messenger RNA, 8185 nt
Organism: Pantherophis guttatus
Lineage: Eukaryota; Metazoa; Chordata; Lepidosauria; Squamata; Colubridae
Source: RefSeq, a predicted model, not a curated record
AGACGCGCGUCGCUCCCCGCGCACGUGUGCACGCGGAAUGCACUCUGCACGCGCUCGGGGGCGCCCUUGUUUUUCCUUCCCAACCACUUCCGGAGGUUUGCCGGGAGGAUCCGGGGCUGAGCCGCUUCCUCCGCCUCGCAUUGCACAAAAAAGAAGAGGUGACGUUGCCCGGGCUGCGCUGGGCGCUCCUGCAAGCGGCCCCCCCAAUUCGCCCCCCCCCGGCUCCACGAUGUGGUUCUUCGCCCGGGACCCGAUCCGAGACUUCCCCUUCGAGGCCGCCUCCCCGCCGGAGCCCCCGCUGGCCCAACCGGGGGGCGUCUGGCAGCUGCACCGCGGGCGGAGGAAGACCACGGGCGAAUCGGUCUCCCUUUUCGUACACGAGGUGAAGCCGAGUUCCGAAGAGCAGAUCCAGCUUGCCAAAACGGCCUUCAAAUUCCUGAAGACGCUCCGGCACCCCAAUAUCCUGUCCUACAUUGAUGGCUUAGAGACAGAGAAAAGUUUACACGUGGUCACCGAGCCGGUGACGCCAUUGCCGGCUUACCUGGAGUCGCGGGGGGACGGGAAGGGUUUGAGCGAGCCGGAGAUUUCCUGGGGUCUUCAUCAGAUUGCGAAAGCCCUCAGUUUCCUGGUCAACGACUGUCAUCUCGUCCAUAACAACGUCUGCCUGGGCGUGGUUUACGUGGACCGUGCUGGCGAGUGGAAGCUGGGUGGCUUGGAUUACAUGUGCUCGGCCCAGGGAGACGUCACCGUGCCACAGAAGGGGGUCCCCGAGCUGGAGAAAUACAACCCCCCCGAAUUAUCCGACAGCACCAAAAACGUUGGCGAGAAAUGGUCAGCAGACAUGUGGCGAUUGGGCUGCCUCAUCUGGGAGGUUUUCAACGGCCCCCUGACCCGAUCGUCCUCCCUGCGGUCCCUCAACAAAAUCCCCAAGUCCUUGGUGCCCCAUUACUGCGAGCUGGUUUGUGCCAAUCCCAAGCUACGACCCAGCCCAUCCAAAUUCCUGCAGAAUUGCUCUCGGAUGGGCGGUUUCAUGGACAACAAGUUUGUGGAGACCAACCUCUUUCUGGAGGAGAUCCAGAUUAAGGAGCCGGCCGAGCGGCAGAAGUUUUUCCAAGAACUCAGUGACAACCUAGAUAAUUUCCCUGAGGACUUCUGUCGCCACAAGGUCCUUCCCCAAUUGCUGAUGGCUUUUGAGUUUGGGAGUGCAGGGGCCAUCAUCCUCACCCCACUCUUUAAGGUGGGGAAAUUCUUGAAUAGCCAGGAAUACCAGCAAAAAAUCAUCCCCGUAAUUGUGAAGAUGUUCUCUUCCCCGGAUCGGGCCAUGAGGAUCCGUUUGCUGCAACAGAUGGAGCACUUCAUUCAGUAUCUGAACGAGCCCACGGUCAACACCCAGAUCUUCCCGCAUGUGGUCCACGGUUUCCUGGACACCAAUCCAGCCAUUCGGGAGCAGACGGUGAAGUCCAUGCUGCUCCUGGCUCCCAAGUUGAACGAGGCCAACCUGAACGUGGAACUCAUGAAGCACUUCGCUCGCCUCCAGGCCCGCGACGACCAAGGCCCCAUUCGCUGCAACACCACCGUGUGCCUGGGCAAGAUUGGGCCAUACCUCAGUGCCAGCACGAGGCAGAACGUGCUUAUCUCGGCCUUCAGUCGGGCCACCAAGGACCCCUUUGCCCCCUCGCGGGCAGCCGGGGUCCUGGGCUUCGCCGCCACCCACAAUUUCUUCUCCAUCAAAGAGUGCGCCUUCAAAAUCCUGCCAGUGCUCUGCACCUUGACGGUGGACCCCGAAAAAACUGUCCGGGACCAGGCCUUCAAAGCCAUUCGCAGUUUCAUGACUAAACUGGAGACGGUUUCAGAAGAUCCGGAUCAGCUCUCAGAGCUUGAAAAAGAUGUCCAGGCUGCUUCUAUCAGUCCCGGGGUGGGCUCAGCCGCCAGUUGGGCCGGCUGGGCUGUGACGGGGGUCUCGUCGCUGACGUCAAAGCUGAUCCGGACAAACGCUGGAACGACGGUGGGAGCAGAACAGGCGGCUGAGGACGCCCCCGUCAAGAAGCCGUCGGAGGCCCCCAAAUCAGGUCCCGGCCCCCCUCCUGCUUCCGAGGGAGCAGCCCCCAGCCCCUCCAGCGGGUGGGAGGUGGAGGAGGAGGUGGGGGAAGAGGAGAGUGCGGCCGACCAAUGGGACGAUGAAGACUGGAGCAGCUUGGAGCAAGAAACGGAGCAGCCGAAGAGGCAGCCCAGCCCAGAUGACUGGAACAGCUCUGGCUGGUCGGAACCGGCCCAGACUUUCGGCAGUAGGACAGUUACCACCACAGCUUCCGACAGGCAGGACUCAGACUGGAACAGCUCUGCCUGGGAUCUGGAGCCGUCCUGGAGCCCCAAAAAGGGGGCGGCUACCCCCACGGACCCGCUCCCCUCCAGCCUCGGCACCAAAGCAGCUGCAGCCCAUCAAGACAUCAAACCGGCGAGCGAUUAUAACUGGGGGAGCGUGGGCUCCGGGGACAAAUCCGAUCCGUUUUCCUGUCUGGCUGGGAAGCCAACAUCGGAGAGGCAGAAAAAUGCCGACUCCCUGCGUGAAUGGACCUUUGAGGAAAACUGGGCCACGCUGGACUCCGAUCAAGGUCCCAGCAAGACGGAGCUGGCCCGGAAGAAACGAGAAGAGAGGCGCCAGGAAAUAGAAGCUCGGCGAGCCGAGAAAAAGGCAGCCAAGGGACCUAUGAAGUUGGGGGUCAGGAAAUUGGACUGACACUCUGCCCCACGCCCUGUUCUUCUUUCCCCCCCCCCACACCACGUUUGGACAGCUUGAUGCCUUCAAAGAGACUGCAAGGAAGAGGCUGGAAGUGUCUGCAACUCUGGUCCCCCAACCCAGUUUUGAAACGGAGUGGGAAAUUCGGGGUUCCCUCCAUCCGGUCUUGCUCGACGUGGGGACUCACACAGUCAGGCCCACCUGCGCCACACGUUCCUUUGCAACCUGCUGGGCCAAUUUCUCUGGUUUCGGAUAGUUAAACAUGAGACUUCUGGAAGCCUUGGGGUAGGGGGUGGGGAGAGAGGAUUGGAUCCGUCACACGGUCUCUGUGUGCAAAGAAAAUGAGAGUUUUGCACAGGGGCAAAGUACCAGGCGGAAGUGUGCAUGGGUGGGUGUGCGUGUGUGCAGGUGAUAAUCCAUGCCUGUUUCAUCAGCUGACACGUUAAGCAGAGAAAUGAAAUAUGAAUGAAAAGCUGCUCUCACUCUCUCUUGUCUCUUUCUGUCUCUCUUUCUCAUUGUCUCUGUCUUUUUGUCUAUUUUUCACUCUUUCUCUGUCUUUUUCUCUCUCUCUGUAUCUCUGUGUGUCUCUUCCUCAGUCUUUCUUUUUCUUUCUGUCUGUCUGUUUCUCUGCCUUUCUCUUUUUCACACUAUCUGUCUUUUUCUCUCUUUCUGUGUCUCUGUGUCUCUUUUCCUCAGUCUUUCUUUUUCUGUCUUUGUCUCUGUCUCUGUCUUUUUCUCUAUUUUUUACUGUCUUUUUCUCUCUGUCUCUUCCUCAGUCUUUCUCUCUUUCUCUUUCACUCUUUUUCUGUCUCUUGUUUUUUUCUCUCUUUCUUUGUCUCUCUCUCUUCCUCAGUCGUCGUUCUUUCUCUCUCUUUCUCUUUUUCUCUCUUUGUCUCUAUCUCUUUUCCUCAGUCUUUCUUUCUCUUUCUCUUUCUGUCUUUGUCUCUGUCUCUCUCUCUUUUUCUCUAUUUUUCACUCUCUUUCGCCGUCUGUGUCUCUCUGUCUCCUUCUGUCUUUCUGUGUCUUUUUCUCUCUUUCUCAAGGUCUUUCUUUCUCUGUCUCUCCCUCUCUUUCUGUCCCUGUCUUUCUCUCUCUCCCCUCUCCCGGCAAACCAAACACCUGCCUUUGCUUGGCAUGGCAAACUUGGGUUAAACUUGGCUUCAUCCUUGGGUGGCUUUUGCCUGCAAAGUGCAGCUGCCUCAGUGUGAUAGUUUGCAAAUCUGGAAAACGGGUUAAUUCUAAGAAGGAAAAAGAGAUGCAUUUCCUACUCCCCUCCGGCAUAAAUUUUGCAAUUUGGCUGGUUUUCGGCAAUCAGGUUGCCGAAGGGGGAGGUAUAUUUUGGUUUUCUCCCUCAGGGCUACCGAGAAUUACGGCUGAGGUGGGGUGGGGAGGAACGAGAAUCUCAAUCCCUCUCGUGUUUUUUUUUUCUUUUAGUAAAAUAGCUUGCGACUUUAGGAGAUGGUUUGGCGCAAUUAUUUUACUGCUUUUACAACCUGAUGAAAACAACACACUUGAUUCAAAGGUCUGGGCUGAAACCAGGCAAGGAAAAACAUCCUCAACCUUCUGUUACUUCUCACGUUACUCCGGAACUAUUUCAAGAAAAAAGCCCUUCAGGCAGUUAAUGUAAUAUAUAUAUAUAUAUAUAUAUUUUAAUGUGCAUUCACCCAGAGAGGUUAGACCUCCUCCUGUUUAGGAUAUGGCUGGAAAUAGCUUAGCUUUUUUUUUUUUUUAAAGUAAACAUUAAAAGGGUCUUUAAGUGUCCUGACCAAAGGUCCUGACUCCAUGACUAUUUGUGCAACAAGCAGGACAGGGGAAGAAUUGGUGUCAGCAGUGGGAUCCACAAAGCAGCAGUUUCGGUUUCCUCCAAGAUUCACAGAUCUCCUGAGGGGGUAGUGCACGAGGGACACGGAUCCACUGUCCCACCGUAGGAUUAAGUGCAGCACAGGUGCGGCUUUCCUGCAGCAGACCCGGAAUCCAGCUGCUGCCCAUCCUUCCUCCCCUCCCUCCCUAGAUAGCAACAAGCAGGCGCAUCAAACGAGCUGGAUGUUCUGUUGCAAACUGGCACCGGCGUACUUGUUUCGCAUGUGGUGAGGCUGGGCACCGGCACCCCCGGGGCCCUCCUGUCAUGUGGUGCUGGUGCUCCUUGGGCUGGACGGAAGACUGGAAUCCGAGACCUAUUGUGGGGGAAAAAAGCGAGAUCUUAAAAGAAGGAACCAAUCUGGGUUGUAGUAUUUUAGAGAAGAAACUCCAACGGAAAGAGAAUAACGAGUUGGAAGGGACCUUGGAGGCCUUCUAGUCUAACCCUCUACACAAGCAGGAAACCCUAGACCAGUGAUGGCUCAUCUUUUUGCCAUCGUGUGCCAGGAAGGGGUGGGGUGGGGGAGGUUUGCCCGUGCAUGUGCCCACACCCAUAAUUCUAUGUGCCCCGCCACGCACAUGUGAGCGCGACCCUCCACUCCUGACACACGAUGGCCUGGCAGGCCCAUUUUUCUUUCUCACCUGACUCCAGAUCCUCUCUAUGCAUCUGGGGAGGGCGAAAACAGCCUUCCCCACUCCCUCGGAGGCCGGAAGUUGAGAAACGGGCCGUUUCGGGCCUCCGAGGGGGUGGGGAAGGCUGUUUUCACCCUCCCCAGAUGCAUAGAGAGGAUCUGGAGCCAGGGAGAAAGAAAAAUGGGCCUUCCCCUGCCCCCCCAGGCCCUCUUCUGGCCAAAAAUCAGCUGACAGAGCUGAGCUGGUGUGCCAGGCAAUAUGUCUCCGUGUGCCACCUGUGGCACGCGUGCCAUAGGUUCGCCAUCACGGCCCUAGACGAUGGCGAACCUAUGGCAUGAGUGCCUGAAGUGGCGCACGGAGCUAUGUCGCCUGGCACGCCUGGCGUCACCCAUUCCUCUUCCGGGUUUCUGGCGCACAUGUGCACGCGAUGAUCAGCUGGCCUUAUUGAGCGCGGCAAGUCCCGGAAACUGGAAGAGCUGGCCAGUUGAUCGUGUUCAUGUGCACCAGAAACCUGGAAGACUAGCUGGCCGGCAUGCAUGCACGCGCUGGAAACCAGAAGUUCAUUUUCAGGUGCACGCAUGUGCCCUGGACAGCUCCUCUUCCGGGUUGCGGCCCAGCAUGCACGCACUCCCUUUUCAACAGUUGGUGCCGAACAGGUUUGCCAUCACUGCCCUAGACCAGGGGUGUCAAUCUCGAUUUCCUUGAGGGCCACAUCAAGGUUGUGUUUGACCUGGGAGGGCUGGGGGCGUGGUGUGGCAGGGGCAUGGGCAUGGCACGGGACUCAUAUCGGGGGCACCUGUGGUGGCCAAGUGCUAAGGCAGGACUUCCCCGAGACCCACCCUCCUCAUAAUCUCCUUUCCUUUUCCUCUUUUUCCUUCCCUCUUCCUUCUUCCUUCCCCUCUUUCCUUAUUUUUCCUUCUUUGCUCUCUUCCCAUCUUCCCUUCUUUUUCUUUCUUUGUCUUUCCUCUUUCCCUUAAGAAUAGAAUAGAAUGGAAUGGAAUGGAAUGGAAUGGAAUGGAAUGGAAUGGAAUGGAAUGGAAUGGAAUGGAAUGGAAUGGAAUGGAAUGGAAUGGAAUAAUAUAGAAUGGAAGAAGAGAGGAGAAAAUAGAAGAGAAGAGAAAGAGAAGAGAAAAUAGAAGAGAAGAGAAAGAGAAGAGAGAAUAGAAUAGAAUAGAAUAGAAUAGAAUAGAAUAGAAUAGAAUAGAAUAGAAUAGAAUAGAAUAGAAUAGAAUGAGAGAAUGGAAUAGGAAAUGGAAGGGAAGGGAAGAGAAGAGAAGAAUACAGAAGAGUAUACAGAAUUAGAAUAGAAGAGAAUAGAAUAGAAUAGAAUAGAAUAGGGAAUGGGAAGGAGUGGAGUGGAGUGGAGUGGAGUGGAAUAGAAUGGAAUGGAAUGGAAUGGAAUAAUAUAGAAUGGAAGAAGAGAAGAGAAAAUAGAAGAGAAGAGAAAGAGAAGAGAAAAUAGAAGAGAAGAGAAAAUAAAAUAGAAUAGAAUAGAAUGAGAGAAUGGAAUAGGAAAUGGAAGGGAAGGGAAGAGAAGAAUAUACAGAAGAGAAAAGUAUACAGAAUUAGAAUAGAAUAGAAUAGAAGAAUAGAAUAGAAUAGAAUAGAAUAGAAUAGAAUAGAAUAGAAUGGGAAGGAGUGGAGUGGAAUGGAAUGGAAUAGAAUAGAAUAGAAUAGAAUAGAAUAGAAUAGAAUAGAAUAGAAUAGAAUAGAAUAGAAUAGAAUAGAAUAGAAUAGAAUAGAAUAGAAUUCUUUAUUGGCCAAGUGUAAUUAGACACACAAGGAAUUUGUCUUUGGUGCAUACGCUCUCAGCGUACAUAAAAAGAAAAGAUAAAUUUGUCAAGAAUCAUAAGGUACAACACUUAAUGAUAGUCAUAGGAUACAAAUAAGCAAUCAGGAAACAAUAUCUAUAAAUUGUAAGGAUACCAGCAACAAAAUUACGGUCAUAAGUGGGAGGAGAUGGGUGAUGGGAACGAUGAGAUUAAUAGUAGUGCAGACUUAGUGAAUAGUUUGACAGUGUUGAGGGAAUUAUUUGUUGAGCAGAGUGAUGGCGUUUGGGGAAAAACUGUCCUUGUGUCGAGUUGUUCUGGUGUGCAGUGCUCUAUAGUGUCGUUUUGAGGGUAGGAGUUGAAACAAUUUAUGUCCAGGAUGUGAGGGGUCUGUAAAUAUUUUCACAGCCCUCCUUUUGACUCGUGCAGUACACAGGUCCUCCAUGGAAGGCAGGUUGGUAGCCAUGGUGUUUUCUGCAGUUCUAAUGAUCCUGUGAAGUCUCUGUCUGUCUUGUAGGGUUGCAGAACCAAACCAGACAGUUACGGAGGUGCAGAUGACAGACUCCAUCAUUCCUCUGUAGAAUCCUGUCCCUUCUUGGAUGCUCAAAUGCAAAAGGGGAAGAAACAUUUCUCCUUUUGUUUUUAGCUUGUUUUGAUAGUCCUCUGCCAGCAAAAAUGGACCUGGGGAGGGGGGGACUGUGUGCAGCUCCCCGUGCCACUUUCUUGGUCUGGACAGCCUCCUGCAGCCCUCUGCCAGCAAAAACAGAGCCCGGGGGGGGCACAUACGGCCCCCCAAACUCCCUUUUCAUUGGCAGAGACAAAGAGGGUCGGUCCAGGCCUGUUUCCAGGCCGGCACUGUGGUCCAGAUCUAAGCACCCCAAGGUCUUGGGCCUUGAGAUUGAUACCCCUGGCAAGACAUUCCCAAUUCCUGUAAUCCCUCAAAUGCUAGAAUAUCUGCUCUCAUGUCACCCCUAGUCCUUCUCUUCACUAGACCGGCUAUGCCCAGUUCCUGCAACUGUUCAUCGUCUGUUUUGGCCUCCAUCAUUAUCCUGGUUGCUCUUCUCUGCACCCUUUCUAGAAUCUCCACCUCUUUUCUAUAUUGUGAUGACCAAAACUGGAUGCAGGACUCUAGGUGUGGCCUUACUAAGGCUUUGUAAAGUGACACUAGUAAAUCUAUGUGUGAUCUCGA